Messenger RNA from Lactuca saligna, 1455 nucleotides. The record is from the annotation of a GenBank genome assembly. NCBI's taxonomy places the organism in Eukaryota, Viridiplantae, Streptophyta, Magnoliopsida, Asterales, Asteraceae.
AUGCUACCCAUGAUCGAAUGCCUCAAAUACUCUCCACUCACAAACGCUCAAUCCAGAAUGGAGAAUGUUCCUCUCUCAAUCCUAUCUAAGGCUUACUCAUCAGCAAACUACAUUAAGGAAGAACAGAGGAUCAUGUGUGAGAUCCACGACUGUAAGACUUCAAUCACUAAAUCUUGGUUCUUUUCUCCCCUACAACUUCCUCAAACUGAUGAUAUGAUUAACCUUGAGUCAGUAACCAGUGUCGCUCUUCUUGAAAUGUUCUACCAGAUGGGUUACAAAGAAACCCUAACAGCCGUCUCGAAGUUUAGGAAGCCCAAUCUGCCUCCCCAAUGGAACGACCUAUUCACCUUACUUUUCAAGGGUUUUUCUAAAAUGGUGACCGGAUCAGAGUAUGCAAGCAAGUUAUUCAUGGCGAUUCUCAAUGGCCUCUACAUAGGUUCCAAUAUCGACUACAGCUUUGUGCUUUGGGCUCAACUAGUUCAGAGCACACUCUCCACUACAUGUCACAGUGAAAUCUCUUGUACCCGUUUUUCGACUCUAAUUGUCCACCACUCCAUUGAUAGGCUCAAAAUCUCACUGAUGCAAGACACGUUGAUGGCUUCAAUCUCUACUUUUCACACUAUUGGGAUUAUCAUUUCCGAUUCUUCAAGUUUUCCUUCAUUGGUUCAAUCCCAUAAGCCAUGUUUUGACAUGUGCCACCUUCUAGAAAAAUCUUGGAGGGGUUUGAAGAAGGGAGACAAGAACACUAUUAAUAAGGAAGGACCAUCAACCCCUGCAAAACCUCCCACAAAACGAAAAGCACCAACGGGAAUUUCUGCGGCUACUCCCAAAAGGCAAAAACAACCUAGUCAUAGGCGAAAGUCCCCUACUCCCAGUGAAGAUGAAAGUUUGAAGUCUGAGACUCAGUCAGACAUUCGCGUUGAGGAAGAAGAACCACAUGUUCACAACGAGGAGGGAGAGUCAGUUCACAAUGAGAAGUUUGCUUCUAAUCCUAAGGUAACUAAAUCACACACUGAUUUUGUUCCUUCUUCUCCUACUUCACCUAAAACCACUACAACACACAUUACCAUUGCACCAUACCCUCCUCCAAUAUCAUCUACACCUCAAACCACCAUUCCUCUUUCUACUCCUCACUUUACAGAUUCCACAACCCCACCAAUCACCUCAGCCAAACCUGGUGUUUCUAUCAACGCAUCUGAUGCCGGGGCUGGAGUAUCAGGUUUCACCACUACUCAUAUUUCUCCAUUGAUUUCCCCGUUUCGCACUGAUGAUCCUGAUAUGAUCUAUGGGGAUAGUGAAGAUGACUUGCAAGGAUUCACUUUUAGUCCUUUCACCAUCAAAACUAGCAGUAAUGAUGAAGCUCUAGUUACGAAGGGGCAACUCAAAGCUAUUCAUGACAAGCUUGACUCAUUGCUUCAAUAUGCCAAGCCUUCCUCAUCUGAUGACUACUCAUAA